Molecule: messenger RNA, 1230 nt
Organism: Funneliformis geosporum
Lineage: Eukaryota; Fungi; Glomeromycota; Glomeromycetes; Glomerales; Glomeraceae
Source: the annotation of a GenBank genome assembly
AUGAAUCAAUUAUCGAUGCCUCGUUCUUUUAACAGCUUUUAUAGGCCAUCAUUUUAUAAUAAAAGACAUGUUUCGAAUACAACAUUGAAUUCUAUUUCAAGAUUUAAUUUAUCUACCUUUCCAAGUUUUGAUUAUAGCAAUGACAAUUCAAAGUUUGUGAGCUAUGAAUCUAGUGGAUCUAGCGAUGUUGAUACCAUUACUGAGCGAGAUGACCGUAGUUAUGGUAGUGUCGACGUUGAUAAUCAUGACAAAGAUAUGAUUAAUAUAGAACGCGACUUAAUUGAGGAUCACAAGACAGAAAUGGAUGAAGUUAAAAUCAACAGUGAUCCCUCGAAGAAUAUUGAUGAUACAAAAACAAACGAUUCAAAUACGAAGAAAUUACGAAAAGAUAAAUUUAUUUGCAAUAUGUCAAGUUGCCAGAAAAUGUUUUCCUCACAUCGAGGUCUUCAAGUGCAUAAAAAGGUACAUAAUGUCACAUGUAGUGUAAUAGGAUGCGGAAAAAGAUUUUUAAAUAUGAGGGGCUUGUUAAAUCAUAUGAGGAUUCAUAGCGUGAGAAAAUCCAAUCCCGUUCAAAGAUCAUUCAGAUGUAAUUGGCCAGGUUGUGAGAGUAGAUUUGCGAAGAAAUAUACUUUACAAAUGCACUUGAGGAUCCAUACUGGUGAAAAACCAUUUGAGUGUGAAUGGUCAAGUUGUCACAUCAGAUUCUCAAAGUUAUAUAACUUGAAAUGUCACGAGAGGAUCCAUACUGGAGAGAAACCUUUCCAAUGUACUUGGAAAGUUUGUGGAAAGUUCUUUUCUCAACAACGAAAUUUAAAAGAACAUAUCAGAAUUCAUACUGGAGAAAGACCCUACAUUUGUAAUUGGUUAAAUUGCGGAAAGAGAUUUUCCCGUAAAUCUGCUUUAAACGCCCACAGAAGGACUCAUACUGGAGAGAGACCAUACAAAUGUGAUUGGGCGAAUUGUGGAAAAUGUUUUUCACACUUAUAUACCUUAAAAUGCCACAAGAGAAUUCACACCGGUGAAAAACCAUAUAAAUGUGAUUGGAAAGGUUGUGAAAGAAAAUUUUCUCGUAGAAGCAACUGUAUACAACAUUUGAGAUUUCACACAGGAGAAAGACCAUAUAAAUGCACUAAACGGGGCUGUGGUAGAAGAUUCACUCGAGCUUUUGCAUGUAAAAGACACGAAAAGAAUUACCAUGGUAUUUCAUUAAAACGCCGCAUCGAAAAAUAA